AUGGAAAAAAAUUUAAUUUUUGAAUUAGAACAACAAUUAAAUAAUCUUGAUAUUGAUAGUAACAAAGUAGAUGCAAUUAUUCAAUUAAAAAUUUGGCAAAAAAAAAUGUUUUCAUUAAUUGAAAAAAUCUAUUUAAAUCGUUUGAAUGAAAUUGAUACUAUUGCAUUGAAUAUAACAAAUGAAAUAAAAGAUAAACAAAAUCAACUUGAAAAUAUUCAAAUAAAUGAUAAAACUACUCUAUUAAAAUUACAACAUGAAAUUGAUCAAUUAAAAUCUGAUAUUAUUAUUGAUCAAAUGAUUCCUGAGAAUUUAUAUCAUCAGAUCGAAAGAACGAUUCAUAUUAAACGUGAUGAAAAUCAAGAUGAUGAUGAUGAUGAUUUAGUUAUUAUUGAUAUCGAAAAUAAUGAAGAAAAAAAUGAAAAACAUAUUAAAGUCGUUCUUUCGUCAUCUACAACUACUAAUUCAGAAAAUCGUGUUUCAAAAAUAUUUAAAUCUGAGCCUGUACAACAAGCACUUACUAUUGGUUUAACUCAAACAUUAACUCAUAUGGGUACUAUGGCAGCAACAAGUACAACAACUAUUGCUGCAACAGCUAUAGCUAAAACAGCUUUAUUAACAACUGCUGGUGGAAUAGGCGCAAUGGCUUAUGGAAUAGGAAGAGUUGCUGCAGGUACAACAAUAAAAUUGUGGUCAUUUGUAAACUCAUAA
Messenger RNA from Adineta steineri, 708 nucleotides. The record is from the annotation of a GenBank genome assembly. NCBI's taxonomy places the organism in Eukaryota, Metazoa, Rotifera, Eurotatoria, Adinetida, Adinetidae.